Messenger RNA from Aspergillus heteromorphus CBS 117.55, 1652 nucleotides. Its product is annotated as putative nucleoside transporter. Bases 1 to 1518 code for a protein of 505 amino acids. The record is from RefSeq and is a predicted model, not a curated record. The transcript has 3 exons. Gene Ontology annotation, molecular function: transmembrane transporter activity. NCBI's taxonomy places the organism in Eukaryota, Fungi, Ascomycota, Eurotiomycetes, Eurotiales, Aspergillaceae. Gene Ontology annotation, biological process: transmembrane transport. Gene Ontology annotation, cellular component: fungal-type vacuole membrane; plasma membrane.
AUGGACUACUCCAAAUCCCUCGAGGAUGGCUCCGAGCCCAAGCUGGCCAUGGCUUCGGUGGCAGAAGAGACGCCCGUCAAGCCGGUCGGGUUCUUUGCCCGCGUGCUCUACUAUGAGGAGUUGCUGGACCGCAAGAUGGGCAUCGAGGCGCACAGUCUCGAUCGCGUCCUGCCCGAGGAUCGCCAGCCCCCCAACACCCUGGCCAUGGCCUUCAUCUGGGCCUCCGCCACCAUGAACAUCAGCUGCUUCAGCACGGGCUUCAUGGGCAAGGAAUUCGGCCUCAACCUGGGCGAGACCAUCGCCAUCAUCAUCUGCGCGACCUUCCUCGGCGGUUGUAUCACGGGUUGGUGUGCUACGAUGGGACCUGGAACCGGUCUGCGUCAAGUCGCCAUCUCGCGCUACUCCUUUGGCUUCUAUCCAUCCUCCAUCAUCGCGGCGCUGAACGUCGUCGAACAGCUAGGAUGGGCAUCGGUCAGUUGCAUCACCGGCGGACAAGCUCUCCGGGCCGUGUCCGAUGAUCGCAUCUCCAUGGUAGUCGGCGUGGUGAUCGUCGCCUGCCUCAGUCUCGCCUUCAGCUUCUUCGGGUUGAAAGCCGUCAUGGGCAUCGAGCAGUACAUCUGGAUGGUGGCCUUCGUCGUCUUCCUGAUCAUCUUCGGGGAGUCCGGCCACCGCGCCAGCCUGUCGGACCCAGGCACCGUCUCCGGGUUGACCAAGUCCGGCAACGUGCUGAGUCUCAUCAGUGUGGUCUACGGCUCGAGUGCAUCGUGGAGUUCCAUCGUCUCCGACUUCUACGUGCACUACCCCGUCAACACCUCCCGCACCAAGGUCUUCAUCUACACGACCUUGGGUAUCUCGCUCCCGACCUGUGUGGGCAUGUUGCUGGGCGCCUGCAUCGCCUCGGCUCUCGACUCGACCCCGGAAUGGGCCACUGCCUACGACCAAGGAAUCGGUGAGGUGCUACAGACCAUCAUCCACCCGCGGCCAUUCGCCAAGUUCUGUCUCGUCCUCCUGAUGUUGUGCGGAGUCGGUCAAAACUGCAUCGCGAUCUACUCCGGCUCCCUAUCCGCGCAACUCUUCGCGAAGCCCUUCCAAAAAAUCCCCCGAGUGAUCUGGACACUCAUCGUAUUCGCGUGCAUCAUCGUCAUCGGCAUCGCCGGACGCGACCACCUGCUCACCGUGCUGGACAACUUCCUCUCGCUCCUGGGCUACUGGAACACCUCGUUCUUCGUCAUCCUCUUCACGGAGCAUUACUUCUUCCGAGGCGGCAACCUGGCCAACUAUGACCUGGACGCGUGGAACACGCCGUCGAAGAUGCCCAUCGGAUUUGGCGGGCUCAUGGCGUUCCUGUGCGGCGCGGCCGGUUGGAUCGUCGGCAUGGACGAGACGUACUAUAUCGGGGCUCUGGCGAAGAUGAUCGGUGCGGAUGGAGGUGAUAUCGCGAAUCAGUUGGCGCUGGUUUUCUCGAGUCUUUCGUAUAUUCCGUUUCGCAUGCUGGAGUUGAAGUUCAUUGGGCGGUAGAUGGUGAAGAUGGAGCGGGGGAGAGAAAGAAUGAUGAUAUGAUUGAUGUGCUUGACUGGGAAUACUGUGCACUGAAAUCCUUGGUGUAUAUGUAGCAUGUAGAGUAGACAUAACCCUGCCAUCUUACCCCAUUC